This is a messenger RNA of Stylophora pistillata, 1200 nucleotides long. RefSeq lists its product as uncharacterized. The record is from RefSeq and is a predicted model, not a curated record. Gene Ontology annotation, molecular function: protein kinase activity; ATP binding; protein binding. NCBI's taxonomy places the organism in Eukaryota, Metazoa, Cnidaria, Anthozoa, Scleractinia, Pocilloporidae. Gene Ontology annotation, biological process: protein phosphorylation.
GACGAGGAAAUAGAAAAAAUGCUUUACUGUAUCCUAAGUCUUCUGAUGAUAUACACCAAAUUCGAAGUUUUAGAAGAUAAUGAGGAUGAAAUGGAAGAAAUGAUCAAAUAUGUUCAAAGAAUUCUGCGUUUAGACAUUCGUAACCACGAAGGAAAUGCAUUACUGCAUCUAGCAGUAGUUGAUACAAACACUAUGGGAAUUGUGUGCAAGCCUCCUUGCGUUAAUACCACGAAGUUAAUUUUACAUGCAGGGUGCGAUGUGAAUGUCGUGAACAUUGAAGGAGAAACUCCUCUUCAUUUAGCUGUGACUUUUAUGCCGGGAGGUAAACAAGAAGAGACUUUGAAACAAACUCUGGAGAUAUUGCUAGAUAUCGGUGCAGAUACAAAGCUUGUAAACAACAAGGGUCAAACACCACUGGACUGCUGUGAGAGUGACGUGACUCGAAGGAUCCUGUCAGAGAGAGGAGGACUGGGUGCCAUGAACGUCGAUACCAGAACUGUGAGAAAGUUUUAAUUUCGAAGUGUUAAUUUGUCCGCAAAAUAAUUAUAAGAUUUAAUUAAACCCAAAUUAAUUUUUUCAAUCAACAUUUCCUCUUUCAGCGUCUACGUUUCUCCAUGAAAUGUUUUCCUUCUCCUAAUAACACAAAGCACUUUUUUCGAUGGGAAGGUCUAUCAAAUCUAAUUUUGUACAAUUAAAUCUAAUUUUGUACAGUUAGCAUGACAGCAUUUCAAUUAUUUUCUCCAGUUUUCAAAUCAAAGAAGCCCAGAACGUUCAAUUAAACUGUAAAUUGGACUAAUAAUCAUAAUAAUAAUAAUCCCAUGCUGUUGAGUUUUUUCUUGUCUUUAUCGUUCGUUUUCAUUCCUAUACUAUGAAGAGUCAGCAUUAAAUUAAUUAUUUUUUAAGUAAAACCGGUGUCGACGUCAGAUGAUGACCAAUAUAUCCUACUUUUACGCCUCUAGGCGUCUUGUUUAAUAUAACUUAGCGAUAUAGAUUAUGGAAUUGUUGGAUCGUUAUUGACCAGCCGGAAGGUCCGUAUUGGAAAAAACUGUGCCCGAGGUCUUGGAUACCUUGGUAUUCAGUAAGACAGAGGGCACAGUCUUUCCCAGUAAGGACCGAACUAUGCUUGUAAACAACAUUUAAAUUUUUUUCUAACACAUAAAAAAAUGAUUGCCAGAAGAACCCGAAUGAUUUAGGGCUACA